Messenger RNA from Polyodon spathula (Mississippi paddlefish), 2040 nucleotides. Its product is annotated as required for meiotic nuclear division protein 1 homolog. The coding region runs from base 126 to 1463 and encodes 445 amino acids. The transcript has 12 exons. Gene Ontology annotation, biological process: positive regulation of mitochondrial translation. The record is from RefSeq and is a predicted model, not a curated record. Lineage: Eukaryota; Metazoa; Chordata; Actinopteri; Acipenseriformes; Polyodontidae.
AGCAAGUACAGGAGUAACAGACUGCUAGUGAACUGGGAAUGCAAACUGCGAAACAUCAUUCAUGGGGCUUUGACAGAUGUGGUCAGCAAAUAACUUACUUUAUCAAGGACAAAAACAGGUAAACGAUGGCUGUUCGAAUACCAGUCCUCCGAACGUGUUUUCAACACUUCCCUGUUAAAACAGCCUUCAUUAGACUAUUCACUGAGGGUCCAGCCAGGAGCAAGCAGACUUUUUGUAGACAGCAGAAGGCUCAACAAUGGAACCUCACCCAGCCUUCCUUGUGUCCUGCAGUACAUUUAACACAGAGAAACACAUCACAGUUACACAAAGUGAAGAGGUAUUUUUCACAACCCAGCAUCAAGCAACGGUAUUUCAACGCAUUCACUGGCACUCUCCAGAAAGAUACUCAUGGGGGCUUUUCAGCUAGUUUGUCGGAUAAAUGGCAAACAUGCAUCCAUUCCACAAGGCACCAAGGAUUACUGGAGCGGUUUUACUCAACACCCACAGGGACCAGGCUGGUUACGAAACAGGCAGGGCUGCCAGGGAAGAGACUACCAAAGGGACCAAGGACCAAGCAGCCAUCCAGAGCCAACCAACCCCCUCUAGAAAUAACAGAGGACAUGAUGCAGUGCAUAGCUUACGCAACAGCAGAUCAGUAUCACCUGGCAACAUUGUGCCAUGAUCUGGUGGCCAGUGGAUUUUAUCAAAUUACAGACCUGCCCAGAGAUGCUGCAAAUGUUCUUGUUGUCUGUACUGAAAUGGCUUCAAAACCAAACGAUCAUGGAAUAAUCUUCUUUUUCAGGGAGGGGUCUGUUGUGUUCUGGAAUGUGGAAGAUAAAACAACAAAACAUGUGAUGCGAAUCUUGGAAAAGCAUGAGAUCCAGCCCUAUGAAGUUGCUCUUGUUCACUGGGAGAAUGAAGAAAUAAACUACAGAGUAGGAGAAGGAAACUCAAAGUUGCAUCGCGGAGAUAUUCUACUGAACUCGGAGCUAGAACCUGACCAGGCAGUGCUGGAGAAGUUUGCCUUCUCAAAUGCACUCUCACUGUCAGUGAAGUUAGCAAUCUGGGAGGUGUCGCUUGAUAACUUUGUGGAGUCUAUUCAGUCAAUUCCUGAGAUGCUGAAAUCAGGAAAAAGAGUAAAGCUGACCCGGGCAGAAGUUAUGCAAAAGAUUGGUGAACUCUUUGCACUAAGGCACUGUAUAAACCUGAGCUCCGACCUGCUGAUUACCCCUGACUUCUACUGGGACCGAGAAAACUUGGAACAGCUCUAUGACAAAACCUGUCAAUUCCUGAGCAUCAACCGCAGAGUUAAGGUGAUGAAUGAAAAGCUCCAGCACUGCACGGAGCUGACUGACCUGAUGCGGAACCACCUGAGUGAGAAGCAUGGCCUGCGGCUGGAGUGGAUGAUUGUAAUACUGAUUACUAUUGAGGUGAUGUUUGAACUUGCGAGAGUACUCUUCUGAGUAGAAGUGAAGUGUACAUGUUAAUGAAAGACUGGACAAAGAAGUGGAAUAAGUAACUUCUGUGCUUUCAGAGGUCAACAUAGUUUUACUCAGAGUGCUUUGGAAUUGUGAUGUUAUGUCUUUAACGUAUUGAUUAAAAUGAAAAAACUUAAAAGUAAAUAAUGUUUGGGGUAAUAUGCAGUAUUUUUUUGCUAAAAUUGACUAACAGCUAGAAUAAUCUAAAAUGUACUCUAAAAUUAUUACCCCCACUGAGUAUGCAUUACUCAGUGGGGAUAAUAAUUUGUGACUGGCAUAACAUAGUGUUACUCAUCUGUACAGCUUCCCAGUUUACAUUUUUAACAUCAUCUUGGGAACAGGUUGUCAGGUUUUAGUGAGCAUGUGCAUGGGCACCUACAAUGUGUUAUUAUAUCCUAAACACUAUAUUCUAUGUAUGUUACACAUACUAUACAAGUUCAGUUUCUGUACUUUUAUCAGGUCUGUCAUGCAAGCAAUGCUCUGUUUUACUAUUAUAGAAUUAAAACCAUCAAAUAGAAUUUUUAUAAAUUGUGUUAUUCACAGAAAAGAAUGGACACCAGGA